AUGGACAGAGAGUGUGUGUCCGUGCUGCCCCGGGUCUGCGAGGUGCUGGCGGCCCCCGCGAGCUGCCUGCCCGAUGACACCAGCCUGGAGAAACUGCUGGACUGGUUCACAGCGCUCACAAAGUCUGGGGUAUCUCUGCAGGAGACCUGCCCAUGUCUGCUCAAAUUCAUAUCCACUGUGGUUUACGACACCUCUUCAGACCCCAGCAUCCUCUCCUUUACCCUGAAGCUCACUGGCCUAGUGGGUGCCACUGAAGAAGGCUUUAAAGUUCUUCAGGAGUGCUCAGUGCUGGACCCAGCCUUUAACCCUCAGCGCUGGCAGGAAGCAGGACCAUGGGAGGAUCCAUGUUUACGAAUUGGAUGGAUUCAGGGAUGGAAAACAAUGCUGCAGCAUUCAGGGGCUCUCUUCUUUUUUGUACAAGCAGGUUUUAUUGAACAGCUCCUACACCUUCAGACAGACUCCAGUCUAUUCGUUGCUUCAGCUGCCAAUCAGAUGCUGGCUCAUGUCCUGCUCCUCUGUCAGAACGCUCCCUCUGAGGGGUUGAACGGUGUAGAUGAAGAAGACAACAAUAGCACGGGCGCCUCCAUCACAGACUUGAAGCGCCCGGCUGCCACCUUUAAAACGGAUAAAGACUGCCCUGCUGUCGUCGUGGAGAUUUCAGAGUACCUCAAGAAGUUGUUGGUUCCCAAAGAAGCUUCACAGCUUCACCAGAGCCAGCGGAUCCUCAAACUGCUGGCUCUGCUUCUGGCCCAGGCCAGGCCUCCUCUGCGGGAGAGGCUGCUGCUGAUGGUGGCGGACUCUCUGGAGGAGCUAGUGACCGCAGGCUACGGUCAGCUCACAGGGCCUCUGAUGGACGUCAUUCUAGCUGCACGCAGCAGUGGCGCUGAUGUUCCGGACCAACGCAUGUCCCGUCUUUUAUCCUUCAUGUUGAGCACGGGGAAGCCUGCCGACCUCGUCCACGCUGCGGCCGCCUUUCUGCGCCGCGGCCAUAAUGAUGGAACCCACUUGGCCCAGUCUGCUGGAGUUCUGCUGCUACCCCUAGACAUCGUUACCGGCCUUAGUUUGCUGGGCACAGGCACCUCAGAUCAGCAGCGACUGUCAAUGGUGGAGCAACUUAAGACCAAAACGUCUUGCAUCUCCAUGAUUUGUCUCAGUCUAACAAACGCACCGCAGAUUGCCCUGCUGGCCCCUGACUGCCGCCCCUGUGCUCCGGCUUUGAUUCUCACUGCCGUUUUGUCGUUACUGAGGAUGUGCAGUGGGGACACCACCACCUCGUCCCCUGGCUGUUUUGAAGUUUUCAGAAAUAUCACCGGCUGUGGCAAAGCGCAGAAAUGUGCUCUAGACGCUCUGUCAGCACUCAGCAGCUGCCCAGAAGUAAAAGUCAUGCUGCUUGAGGUGUUCACACAUCUUACACAGUGCCUGGCAAACCCUGAUUCUGACCCCGCUGUACUACAGAAGUCAUACCAGGCCUUAGUAAAGUGGAUCGGUGUUUGCACAGACCUCUCCUCCCUAUCAGACCAUCUCAGAGAAGAUCUCCUCCAGGUGGUGAGGAAGCGGGCGUGUGACAUGAGGUGGGAGGUUCGAGACUCCACGGUGGAGUUUGUGGGCCACCUGGCCGGACUGCGCGGACACCAGACCUCAGCAGAGAAGGUGUGCGACGCGUCUGAGGCUCUGCUGGGCGGCGGCAGCUUCACGACGCCUCUGCUGAAAGAGGCGCUGCAGGACCCAGAGAGCUACGUGAGAGCCAGCGCCAUCUCUGCCCUGGCUCACACACUGGCUCCCAGCUGGCAGCAGGGGGCAACCCUCACUCAGGAGCAGGUGGGCCAGGUUUUCUCACACUCCAUUCCAGGAACUGAAAUAGUGACCCGGCUGCUUGAAAUUCUGUCCCAGGAUACUGAGGGAUUUGCCAGGAGACCUGUUGUGCAGUACUUUAUCGCUUGGUUCUCCUCCUCAUCAUCCUCACCCUCCUCCGCCUGCCCCCUCCUCGUGCAGUCCGUGUGCUCCGUCCUGUCACGAGGCAGCGCCGACCUGGACUGGGAGGUCAAAGUUAAUACGCUGGAUCUGGCCGAGCUUCUGCUAGACCGGACCUUUUCAGGUCACCAUCGUUACCGAAAGGGACCAACCACAACCAACCACGGUCAACCACACCCCUACGCUGCGACGCCCGCUCCGACCCACACUCCAAAGACACACCCGCAGGAUGUGGAGUCGGAUUUGGUGGGCGUGCUGAAGGCUUUGGUGGAGCAGGGCGUCCUGUCCGUGCUGCUGAGCGGCCUGGCGGACUGCGACAGACCCGUUGGUCUGAAAGCCUGUCGACUGUUGAUAAGACUCAGAGACACAGUUUGCCCCCUGUCAUCCGAGGCUCAGGAUCCAGCUGUUGCCCCGGCGACCAACAGUGUGAACUUUGAACUGCCUGCAUGGGGUUGGGCGAAGGAGAUCAGACACAUGCUGGGAGAGAGGGGACGUUUGGAGGCAGCCACCGCUUCUGGUGAAGCAGCAAAGGAAGGCGUGAGCUCUGAGGGCCCGGCCCUCUCCAUCAGUGUGUGUGAGGCGUUGAGCUCUCUCGGAUUAGAUGAGAGGCUGGAAAUCCUGACUCAGAGCAGUGACCACAUUUACAACUCUCCUCUGUCCCUGCUGCAGGACAUUCUGACAGCCAGCACCGCUCACACUCAGCCGAACUCACAGCAGGGGCAAGAGGUCAUAGUGGACUGCUACUGA
Messenger RNA from Menidia menidia (Atlantic silverside), 2718 nucleotides. Lineage: Eukaryota; Metazoa; Chordata; Actinopteri; Atheriniformes; Atherinopsidae. The record is from the annotation of a GenBank genome assembly.